Molecule: messenger RNA, 575 nt
Organism: Telopea speciosissima
Lineage: Eukaryota; Viridiplantae; Streptophyta; Magnoliopsida; Proteales; Proteaceae
Exons: 2
Coding region: 37-489 (150 amino acids)
Source: RefSeq, a predicted model, not a curated record
GUGAGCUGGGCCAAGACCCAAUAAGUCCCAAUUCCAAUGGCGAGUCUGGCUAUUAUAAAUCAAGCAGCCAUCUCUGUUUCCAAUCAUUACCCACUACCCAAACUCACUGUCUCUCUGAUUUCCUCUCCGUUUGCAAGGGCCAACUCCAAACCAAGCGGAAGCGGAAGGCUCUCUUCUAGGAUAAGAGCAGAAGUAAUGGCAACAGAGAAAAUGGGAAUAAAGAUCGAACGGAACCCUCCUGAGACAAAACUCACCCACCUCGGAGUCAGACAAUGGCCCAAGUGGGGAUGCCCUCCAAGUAAAUUCCCAUGGACAUAUGAUGCCAAAGAGACAUGUUAUCUUUUGAAGGGUAAGGUGAAGGUUCACCCUGAUGGGCACCAGGAUUUUGUGGAGUUUGGGGCUGGUGAUUUGGUUGAGUUUCCAAAAGGAAUGAAGUGCACUUGGGAUGUAUCAGAAGCUGUGGACAAGCACUACAACUUUGAAUAUUAAUUUAUGAGCGUUAAUCCAAGAUGGAUGUAAUUUAGCUUUCUAAUACUUGUAAUUAGGACCGGACCUGCAGAUAAUUCAUCAUCUGC